AUCGAGGAAUUCAAUGGAAAACCGUCUGCUGGUGAAUGCAAUGAGUUGUUUUAUUGGUUAAUUAUUGGAGUGAUGGAGUAGUUAGUCGUUUUCGGGAAAGAUUGCAGUGCUGUGUUUUGAAGCGCUUGCGGUAUUGUAUUUGUAUGUUUAUAAACAGUUGGUGAUGAAGUAGAUGUUAAAAUGUGUUAUGUUAGAUUAUGUUUGUCAGCAAAACAAAUAAGUGAGUUGUGAGUGUUCUUGGUAGCCGAGGAUAUAACUUUUUUUCUUAAAUGUAAAAUAUCAAACUGUACUUUCCGCAUUUUUUACAUUUUAUUUUUAAUCUAUCCAAAGCUUAAUAGUAACAGAAAAUAUGUAGUUCAAGUUUCAACGUUGAAUUUCUUGCAGCAGCCUGUUAAACUUGUACUUAAAAAAACAGUGAAAUUAUACUGUAGGCCUAUGAAACGAAACGUAGAUGCUUCCAACUAUCUGCGAUCUUGGAUUUUUUUGAAGGACCUUGUAUGAUAUGUGCUUUUUCUAGCAAAAUAGUUAUGAAAAUUUAGAUUGGAAGUUAAAUAUUUGGUUGUUAAACCAGUGGUGUUAGUUUGAUAUGUGGUAAAAAAGUAGACCAUGGUGAAGACAUUCCAGGCUUAUUUACCCAACUGUCAUCGUACAUACAGUUGUAUCCACUGCAGGGCUCACCUAGCCAAUCACGAUGAGCUGAUCUCAAAGUCCUUCCAAGGGAGCCAGGGUCGAGCUUACCUCUUCAAUUCUGUUGUUAAUGUAGGUUGUGGACCUGCUGAAGAAAGGGUACUCUUGACUGGAUUGCAUGCUGUGGCAGACAUUUACUGUGAAUGCUGCAAAACUACAUUGGGCUGGAAAUAUGGCUUCAUCUUGGUUUUCAGUUUCUUGUUUCAGUUGGCCAUCUUUAGCUUUUUAGGCAGUGAACUGUGCCAUACUUCAACACAAACUUGUUAUCAAUGCCUGAUAAAACAGAAGCAGGAUGCAGAGUGAAACAACAGUUGGUUUACAGCCCAUAAAAUUUAUUUUAAGCCUAUAUUUUGAUAAAGUUCGAGUAAGAGGCCUGAUGCCUUGAGUCAUGCAGUACCCAUAUUGAUAGCAAAUAUGUUAUUGAAUCAUGCAGGACCUGCUCUUUUUAUAUUGUGUUGAUAAAAUAUGUAGGAAGUCAUGCUUUAUGCAUUGUGUAUCAUAGAAAAUAUUAUUACUCUUUGAUCAACAGUACACUGACCAUAUACAUCUCAAGUAAAAAGUAACUUAGAAAUUAUACUUAUUUUGUAUAACAUACUUACAAGAAGUACAUAAUGUCAUAAAAUCAGUGUGCAAAAUAGUAAAAUGAUUAGAAUGCAUUGAAUCAUAUCUUUCUUCUUGAGGCACAAACUGUUUGCCAAACUGCCAAUUUGCCCCUGAAGAAGAAAGGUCUGCCCCUUUCAAAAGCCAUCGAGUUAUAGGGUUUUUAUUUAUUUCUAUCAAGACUUCUUGAACCUACGUGUUUUUCUAACAUCAUGAUUGAAUCAUAUCUAUUAGGCAUAUUUGCUAGUAAUAGUAUUUUUGCCAUAAGUCCAAAUAUUAAGCUAACAAUGUGAAAUGAUCAUCAUAAAUAAUAAUCAAAAGGUUUUUUUAAGUAUUAAACUGAUAAUAUUAGUGAAACUAAAUUUAAAAAAGAGUGGAAUAUGGCAUUAAGUAUAAAACACACUAAACCAGCCAUUUUCUCCUAAGAUACACACAGCUUACUAGUUAAUGCACCACGCCUGUAUAUACUUACAAGCAUUUAUAUAGUAGUGUACAUCCAAUGGGAAGAAACUUGUCAAACAUACAUACAAGACUAAAAGUAUUAAAUGUGCAAUGUUACUGAAUCAUGUAGGAUCUAAAAUUUUUUUGUUCAUUAUGUAUUGAUAAAAAUGUUAUUGUAUUAUACAGGAUCUGCAGUUUUAUUCAUUAUAUGUUAUUGAAUCAUACGAAUUACUUACAGUUUUAUUUAUUGUCACAUACAGUUAAUAGAAACUUUCUGAUCUAUACAUAUAUUAUAUAUAUAAAAGUCUUUAAACUCCUCUAGUAAAGCAAAUGUAUUUCUAGUGUAAACUAUUAAUGUUUAUAUAUA
Molecule: messenger RNA, 2095 nt
Organism: Limulus polyphemus (Atlantic horseshoe crab)
Lineage: Eukaryota; Metazoa; Arthropoda; Merostomata; Xiphosura; Limulidae
Product: protein yippee-like 1
Exons: 5
Coding region: 607-990 (127 amino acids)
Source: RefSeq, a predicted model, not a curated record